This is a messenger RNA of Egretta garzetta (little egret), 1134 nucleotides long. RefSeq names its product tektin 4 (gene TEKT4). The annotation marks the transcript as partial. The record is from RefSeq and is a predicted model, not a curated record. Gene Ontology annotation, cellular component: nucleus; microtubule cytoskeleton; sperm flagellum. Lineage: Eukaryota; Metazoa; Chordata; Aves; Pelecaniformes; Ardeidae. Gene Ontology annotation, biological process: cilium assembly; cilium movement involved in cell motility. The transcript is spliced from 6 exons.
UGUGAGCAGGCUGAGCGCGGCCGGGCUGAGGCCAAGGAGCUGGCUGAACAUGCUGCUGCCGCUGCCCAGCGUGCCCAGCAGGACUCCACAGCCACCCUGGGCCAGCGCCUGCAGGACAUACACUUCUGGAAGGCCGAGCUCCAGAAGGAGAUUGAGGACCUCGAUGCUGAGACCGGUCUGCUGGCAGCCCAGAAGCUGCGACUGGAAAGGGCGCUUGAUGCCACCGAGGUGCCCUAUGCCAUUGCCACUGAUAACCUGCAGUGUCGGGAGAGGAGGCAGCCCCCGGACCUGGUCAGUGAUGAGGUGGAGAGAGAGUUGCUGAAGGAAGCUGAACUUAUCAGAAAUAUCCAGGAGCUUUUGAAAAGAACUCUGAUGCAAGCUGGUAACCAGAUGCGAUUAAAUCGAGAUCACAAAGAGGUUUGUGAAAUGGACUGGUCAGACAAAGUUGAAACGUACAACAUCGAUGAUAAAUGUGGAAGAUACAGUAACCAGAGCACCAACAUCCAGUUCCAUCCUAGUUCAGUGAAGUUUGAAGAGAGCGCCUCAACACCAGAGACGUGGGCCAAGUUCAGUCAUGACAACAUCUUUAGAGCAGAACGAGAAAAACUGGCGUCCAUCAAUCUUCGUGCCUUGAUUGACAAUAUUCUUCAUGAUGUAUCUGAGGACCUGAGGACGCAAUGUGCUGCUGUUAAUGAGGCUUUUGCCAAACGCUGUGAGGAGCUGUAUGAUACAAAACACAAACUAGAGUAUCAUUUGAAAAAAGUCCUUAAGGAGAUUGGAGAUCAGGAAGCUAACAUUGCUGCUCUCAAACAAGCUAUCAAAGACAAAGAAGCCCCAAUGAAAGUUGCUCAAACAAGGCUGUAUGACAGGUCUUUUAGGCCCAAUGUAGAGCUCUGCAGAGAUGAAGCACAAUUCAGGUUGAUCAGUGAAGCUGAAGCACUAACGGAGUCUGUUGAAUCCCUGAAGAAAAAACUGCUGGAAUCUGAACAGUCUCUGAGGAACCUGGAAGACAUACGGAUGAACUUAGAAAAAGAAAUAGCUGUGAAAACAAACAGUAUUUUCAUUGAUAAGCAGAAGUGCAUGGCCCAUCGCACACGCUAUCCUGUUGUUCUUAAAUUAGCAGGUUACCAGUAA